Molecule: messenger RNA, 1596 nt
Organism: Ornithorhynchus anatinus (platypus)
Lineage: Eukaryota; Metazoa; Chordata; Mammalia; Monotremata; Ornithorhynchidae
Gene: ZNF488
Product: zinc finger protein 488
Exons: 3
Coding region: 563-1576 (337 amino acids)
Biological process (GO): regulation of DNA-templated transcription
Cellular component (GO): nucleus
Source: RefSeq, a predicted model, not a curated record
CGGGACGCCCCACUCUGAGGGACACACUGUGCGGGGCAGGCCGGGGGGCGAGCCCCGCACCCGUUUUCCGGGCAGCCCGCCUCCCCGCCUCUCACCCUCAGCUACACGCUGCGGCCCCGACCCCGUCCUGGCUCCUGGCUCCCGGGUCCAGAAGACACAAAAAGACGCCUAUAGUGGAACUUGCUUCUUCACCCAAGCUUCCAUGGAACAAUGACAAUAAACCUUCCUCACCACCAUUUUCCAGCAGUGUUUGCAGCUGUCUGCACGACUCAAGAUAUUCCAGAAGAAGAAGCAAUUUUGGUGCUAUGCACAGGGCAGAGAACUUCGCUAGAUACAAUACCAUUCAUCCCUCUCAAAUGCUGUAACAGGAGAAACAUCCUUUAUGUGGUAAAGAAUUCACGUGUCCGGAUUGCAGCCAAGACUUCCGGCGUGAGCAGAUCUGCCUCUCCCACAUUUGCUUCUUUCAUACCCAAGAGAAAAGUCCCUUCCCACAUUGGAACCUUUGGACCAGAGGGUCCUGAAGAGUGGGUCUCUAGAGAAGGCCACAGACUUUCACAGCUCCAUGAAGGAGCUGGAGGCCUCAAUGGCCGCUGGGGUGGAUGACACUCACAGCCCCUUAGUUGACAAGAGAAUGAGAACCGAGGAAGUUGAGGGCAAGAAGAGCAGGAAAGCGGUGUUGCUGGGGAAAACGAAUAGGUUGAGCAAGGAACUUCCCUACCCUCCCAGUGACAGGGAAGAUGGCGGAACUGAGCACGCCCUGUCAAUGACUGUGGGAAGAUUCACCUUGGGAAAGCAGCUGGCCAAAAAGGAGCCCUGGGAGCAGACGUCGAGCGCUUUCUCAGAGGUCAGGAGACUGAAGGAGAAGUUAUGGAAUGAAAAGUUCAGGGAAGGUGAACCAGAGGGCAUCCCAGGUCAACUAAACAAAGAACAGCAUCCCAAGGACUCCAUCUUGAAUAUAUCAGGGAGUGCUUUCUCCUUUGUGUGUCCCAACAGAGCCAGGGGGGAGCAGAAAAGUGCCUUCAGCAAACCAACCAAGUGUCUAGUGGAGAGAACAGCACUCACCUCCGCUCUCCCAGCAAAUGAGGCGGUUGAAGCCCUGGGAGAUCUGUCGGGAUUCAUCAACACCAUGGAGAUCAUGUGUUGUGGCAAUCUCUUGAAUUCCAGAUUUUUUGUCGGCAAUUUGUGUGGCCCGCAAAUGCUGCAGACCAAUCCCUCUCAGAAUAGUGCUUUCCCAUAUCCCUCCGAACAAUGGCCCAAACCCAACAUGGGCCCAAUACACUCAUCGCCCUCCCCCUCCCCGUCCCCCUCUCCCUCUUCCUCCUCUUCCUUGACCUUGCUCCCUCCCACCUUCACAGCCUUUGGUGUGGCGGCCCAGAACUGGUGUGCAAAAUGCAACCUCUCCUUCCGGAUGACCUCCGACUUGGUUUUCCACAUGCGAUCCCACCAUAAGAAGGAACAUUCAUCCCCCGAGUCUCAAUCCAAGAGGAAAAGAGAAGAGAAAUUGGCUUGUCCAAUUUGCCAUGAGUAUUUCCGUGAGCGUCACCACUUGUCCCGGCACAUGACUUCUCACAAUUAAAGACACGACCGCAAGCAGAA